Messenger RNA from Mesorhabditis spiculigera, 855 nucleotides. Lineage: Eukaryota; Metazoa; Nematoda; Chromadorea; Rhabditida; Rhabditidae. The record is from the annotation of a GenBank genome assembly.
AUGGCUGCCCUUUUCAACAUCCGCGACCCUCGUUUGGUCGCUUCACAUCCCAGUAACUCUUUGGAAAACCUAGAGGAUGGUGCUCUCCGUUCCGCUAUUGGACAAAUUCCGCUCCGUCGUCCAGGGCCAUGUUCUGGACGAUCCGAUCGAGCCUCCCGUCGCUAUCACCGUCUUGAGGGGCUCGGCCUGGGGCGAGUCGAGGAACAGCCGCUAUUUUCGCUUCCGGUAACUUGCAUCACCCGCCUGAAGACCGGUCUUUUAUGCCGCGACUAUCUGUCGAACACGCUGACGUGGCUGUACAUCGUCAUGAAGUGCCUGUACGUCGUCAACAUUGUCGCCCAGCUGUGCCUUCUGAAUCGCUUCCUCGGCACGCAACAUCAUUUGUUUUGGGGCUUCAAUGUGUUCCGCGGUCUUCUCCAAGGCACCCUAGCGACGUACACGGUGCAAUGUGCUGCCCUCAACAUGCUCAACGAGAAGCUGUUUGUGUUGAUGUGGGCCAUGCUCUGCCCCUCUGCUCCCAUCACCACCCUGAACGCCAUCUACGCCCUCGUCAAGGCGGCGCUCCCGCGGAAUGGGACUGUGAAUAAAUGGUUGAAGCACGGGCCAGUGUACGAGCUGGGGCAGGUGCGCCGCUUUGCCAGCGAAGGGCUGCAGGGCGACGGGAUGCUGGUGCUCGGCUUCGUCGAGAACCACGCUGGGCUUGGCGUCACGCGCGAGGUGACCGGGAAAUUGAUGGCCGAAUUCUCUGCCGCCAUCCAGCAGGGCACCGCCGAGAUGACGCCCCUCCUCCCCGACGUGGUCAAGGAUCCGCUCCCCGCACGCGCGCCGCCGCGACGCCAACGAGUGCUGGCCAAC